This is a messenger RNA of Strongylus vulgaris, 162 nucleotides long. The record is from the annotation of a GenBank genome assembly. Lineage: Eukaryota; Metazoa; Nematoda; Chromadorea; Rhabditida; Strongylidae.
AUGAAAACAGAUAAAUGGGAAGCCCUUGUACUAGAAAAAAGCAACGUUGUGGUGCUCUCUACACUAUGCUUAGGCUUGUACACUUUUGCAGCCCAUACAGCAGACUUCCUUGUGGUUGGUAAAGAAGUUUAUCGGGGGGAUCGAACCAAUAUUAAAGUGUGA